Messenger RNA from Miniopterus natalensis, 2256 nucleotides. The record is from RefSeq and is a predicted model, not a curated record. Lineage: Eukaryota; Metazoa; Chordata; Mammalia; Chiroptera; Miniopteridae.
AUGGACCAGCCAGAGGCUUCCUGCUCCAGCGUGGAGCCCCGCGCGGCUGCGGCCCGCGAGCUGCUUCUGGCUGCGCUCGAGGACCUGAGCCAGGAGCAGCUGAAGCGCUUCCGCCACAAGCUGCGGGACGCGCAGCUGGACGGUCGCAGCAUCCCGUGGGGGCGACUGGAGCGCGCGGACGCCGUGGACCUCGCCGAGCAGCUGAUCCAUUUCUACGCGCCCGAGCCGGCGCUGGAGGUGGCCCGCAAGACCCUGAAGAGGGCGGACGUGCGCGACGUCGCGGCGAGGCUCAAGGAGCAGUACAAGAAGAAAUACCGAGAGCACGUGCUGCGGCAGCACGCCAAGGUGAAGGAGAGGAACGCGCGCUCGGUCAAGAUCAACAAGCGCUUCACCAAGCUGCUCAUCGCGCCCGAGGGCGCCGCCCUGGAGGGCGAGGCGCUGGGGCCCGCGGAGGAGCCGGAGCCCGAGCGCGCCCUGCGCUCCGACACCCACACCUUCAACCGCCUGUUCGGCCGCGACGAGGAGGGCCAGCGGCCGCUCACCGUGGUGCUGCAGGGCCCGGCGGGCAUCGGCAAGACCAUGGCGGCCAAGAAAAUCCUGUACGACUGGGCGGCAGGCAAGCUGUACCACGGCCAGGUGGACUUCGCCUUCUUCAUGCCGUGCGGGGAGCUGCUGGAGCGGCCCGGCGCGUGCAGCCUGGCCGACCUGAUGCGGGACCAGUGCCCCGACCGCGGCGCGCCCGUGCGGCAGAUGCUGGGGCUGCUGCCCAACGCCCGCCUGCUGGUGACCACGCGCGCGGCCGCGCCCGGCCGGCUGCAGGGCAGCCUGUGCUCGCCGCAGUGCGCCGAAGUGCGCGGCUUCUCCGACAAGGACAAAAAGAAGUACUUCUACAAGUUCUUCCAGGACGAGUGGAGGGCGGAGCGCGCCUACCGCUUCGUGAAGGAGAACGAGACGCUGUUCGCUCUGUGCUUCGUGCCCUUCGUGUGCUGGAUCGUGUGCACCGUCCUGCGCCAGCAGCUCGAGCUGGGCCAGGACCUGUCGCGCACCUCCAAGACCACCACGUCCGUGUACCUGCUUUACACCGUCAGCGUCCUGAGCGCGGGGCCCGCCGCCGCCGGGCCCGGGGUUCAAGGCGAGCUGCGCAAGCUGUGCCGCCUGGCCCGCGAGGGCGUCCUGGGGCACAGGGCGCAGUUCUCCGAGAAGGACCUGGAGAGGCUGCAGCUGCGUGGCUCCAAGGUGCAGGCGCGCUUUCUCAUCAAGAGGGAGCUGCCGGGCGUGCUGCAGCCCGAGGUCGUCUACCAGUUCAUCGACCACAGCUUCCAGGGGUUCUUCGCCGCGCUGUCCUACCUGCUGGAGGACGAGGCGCCCGGGGCGCCGGGCGGCGGGGAGGCCGCGGAGGACUCGGAGGAGGAGGGCGCGGAGCGCGGCUUCCCGCUGGAGCUGCUGUAUUGCCUGUACGAGGCGCAGGAGGCCGCCUUCGCGCGCCGCGCGCUGCGGGCCCUCCCCGAGCUGGCGCUGGAGGGCCUGCGCCUCAGCCGCAUGGACCUGGCGGUGCUGAGCUACUGCGUGCGCUGCUGCCCUGCCGGACAGGCGCUGCGGCUGGUCAGCUGUGCGCUGCCCGCCCCGCAGAAGAAGAAGAAGAAAAGCAUCAUGAAGCGACUGCAGAGCAGCCUGAGCGGCAGCCCCAGUUCUCCAGCCACAAGAAAACCCAAGGCCUCCUCACUGCAUCCUCUCUGCGAGGCCAUGACCGACCAACAGUGUGGUCUGACCAGCCUGACGCUGUCCCGCUGCAAACUCCCGGACUCAGUGUGCCACGACCUGUCCGAGGCCCUGAGGAAGGCCCCCACCCUGACUGAGCUGUGCCUCCUCCACAAUGGGCUCAGCGAGGGGGGCCUGCGUGUGCUGAGUGAGGGCCUGGCCUGGCCCGGGUGCCGGGUGCAGACACUCAGGCUGCAGCAGCCCGGCCUCCAGGAUUCCCUUCAGUACCUGGCCCAAGCACUCCAGCACAGCCCCGCACUGACCACCCUAGAUCUCAGUGGCUGCCAGCUGUCGGGACCCAUGGUAACCUACCUGUGUGCAGCCCUGCAGUAUCCCGGAUGCCACCUGCAGAUCCUCAGUCUGACCUCCGUGGAGCUGAGCCAGCAAUCACUGGAGGAGCUACAGGCUGUAAGGACAGGAAAGCCUGGCCUGGUCAUCACACACUCAGCGCUGGACAACCACUCUGAGCCUCCCAAGGGACUCAGCACUUCCCUCUAA